Closterium sp. Yama58-4 is the source of this 1296-nucleotide messenger RNA. The record is from the annotation of a GenBank genome assembly. NCBI's taxonomy places the organism in Eukaryota, Viridiplantae, Streptophyta, Zygnematophyceae, Desmidiales, Closteriaceae.
AUGGCUCUAGAGGUAACAGAAGGAGUGGUGGAGGGAGAUGGGAAGUCUGCGGUAGAAUUACCAGAGAAGAAGGAAAGGGGCCCAGACGAGGAGUGGGUCUUUGGAGGAGGGAUGGAUGCCGAGUCGGCGGCAGCUCUGCAGGAAGUACUGAAGCAGCAUCGCGGGACAUUCGCGUACACCUUGCAGGAGUUGGGGAGGUGCACCACCCAUGAGAUGAAGAUCGAACUCACCACCGAGGUUCCGAUAUACCAACGGAAGCGGCGGAUGAGUCCAGGCGACGUAGACAUCUGCACCGAGAAAUGCCACGAAUUGUUGGAAGCGGGGCUGAUCCAACGUUUUGAGAGUGACUAUGCCGCAGCGACAGUGGUAGCCUCAUGGAAGGACCUGACAGGAGCGGUAUCGGCACGGAGGAUGUGCGGGGAUUACCAGAGUCUAAACAAGGUCACGGUGGCGGAUAGGUACCCCAUGCAAUCGGCAGAAGAGAUCUUCGAUAAGCUGCAGGGAGCCAAAGUCUUCUCCACCCUGGAUCUACGUCAGGGAUUCAACCAGAUUCCCAUUCGACUCGCGGACCGGAAAAAGACGGCAUUUCAUGGGCCGGACGGUCUGUACGAGUGGCGUUUCAUGCCAUUCGGAACGAAGAACGCGCCCGCUCUGUUUCAAAGAGUCAUGGAUACGACACUGCGUGGUGUACCGGCGGCUGCCAGUUACAUUGACGAUGUCGUUGUCUUCAGUCCGAACGCGGUGCAGCACGUGAAGGACGUGCGAGCAACGUUGGACGCCAUUCGGGAAGCUGGCCUCACCUGUCACCCGAAGAAGUGCAGCUUUGGGAAUACGGGAGUGAAAUACCUGGGGUUCGAAGUCCAAGGAGGGCAGCUGGGGAUUCAGCAAGCGAAAGUGGAGGUCCUAGACAGGGUGCCGCAGCCGAAGGACAGGAGCACUCUGCGAGCCGUGCUCGGGUUUCUCAAUUACUACAGGAAGUUCAUACCGAACUUCAGCAAGACUGCAGCGGCGUUAAACCGGCUGCUGAGGGAGGAUCAGAAGUGGGAAUGGGGGGAGGCGGAGCAGGGAGCACUCCAGACUCUGCUGAGAGCAGUGAAGACGGCUACUGUACUGACCCUGCCCAACACCGAGGAUCCAUUCGUGCUGUACACUGACUGGAGCAGCGCUGGCAUGGGAGCGAUUUUGUGUCAGAAGAGGGAAGGAGAAGAGAAAGUAGUCGCUUUCGCCAGCCGGAGCUGCAACCCGGCAGAGGCAAACUACAGCUCAUACGAGGGUGAAGGGCUAGCAGCCGUAUGA